UUCGGUCUGCCUGCCUGCCUGCUGGGCUUGGUCGCUGCUCUCCUCCCGGUGCGGAUUUGGGACUGGCAUCGCCGCGGGCCGGGCGAGAUGGGCGUGCGCGUGGAGACCAUCGCCCCCGGGGACGGGAGGACCUUUCCUAAGCGCGGGCAGACCUGCGUGGUGCACUACACGGGUAUGCUGGAAGAUGGGAAGAAGUUUGACUCCUCUCGCGACAGGAACAAGCCAUUCAAGUUUGUGAUGGGCAAGCAGGAGGUCAUCCGCGGCUGGGAAGAAGGGGUUGCUCAGAUGAGUGUUGGACAGCGAGCCAAGAUGAUAAUCUCGCCAGACUAUGCCUAUGGUUCAACUGGCCACCCGGGUAUCAUCCCACCCAACGCCACUCUAAUUUUUGACGUGGAGCUUAUAAAAUUGGAAUGACACAAGGCAUGGGUUCUCCCAUUUCCCUGCUGUGGGGUUUGGCACAUGGAGAAAUCCAGAAAUCUUCUUUGCUUCAAGAUGAAUGCACAUGAAUUUGUAUGGAGCUUUCCCAGCUGUCCACUACACACUUGGUGUCACCAUCCAUCCUGAUUUGAAUGUUUUGGGUCACUUGGCUCUGCUUCUGACUCUCCUUCCUCGUUUUCUUCUGAUAUUUGACAUUUUUAAGCUAUAUGCUGUAAACCUCGGCUAUCUUAUUUUUUUGGUCAAGUUCUUUAAUCUUAUUUUUUGUUGGGUUUUUUUUGGUGUAGACUUGAGUUGUGUACGAUUGAGCAUUACUAGUAAGUAUACUGAUUGGUUCACAUUAUAUAGGAAAAAUUGCUUGAACGAGGCAAACCUUUUUUUUUUUUUGAAGUAUCUAUUGUAUUAAAACUAAUUUUGCUGCUGCAAAGCCAUACAAAACAGUUUGAGGAGCUAUCGAGGGCUGAAUCAUCCAAAAGCCACAUAGUCAUAGGAGUUGGUAUGGUUCUCUGCCUGAAACUUGGGGCUAAAAGGACUCUCCCCCUGCCCCUCCUCACCACCGUCUUGGGGAAGGUCACUUCACAGUGACAUAGCACUCACCUUGUUACUCUGAGGCAAUUCUUGCCCCCAAUUCAUUGACCUCUUUUCCCCCCUGCUAAUAUUGAGGUGUGUGGUAUUUUCCACUGGAUUUUCAGUAUAUUUUUAACUUUUAGGAGUCCAAGUUCCACAGCUAGCUAAAUUCAAGGACUUUGAAGGUGCUGUUUUUCCCAUGGGGUGAGGGGCUGAAUCCGUGCCAUCUCCCCAGCUGUCAGUGCGGAUACACUAGAGAGUUCUUUACUGAGAUCUGAUGCUGGUCAUCGCAGCUUGCAACAGCCUCUUGUACAAUGCACCGAUUUCCCCUCCUGGUGUCAUACCAAUUCCUUUCUUCACGUGUAGUGAGUUUUGGUAAGAGAAUUGCCGCUGCCACUUCCUCCACCAUCACCACGUAAACAUACAGAGUUUUAUUACUGCAAUAAAAUCGCUUUACGCUGGCUUUUCUCAAUUA
Rhineura floridana is the source of this 1477-nucleotide messenger RNA. RefSeq names its product FKBP prolyl isomerase 1A (gene FKBP1A). Bases 88 to 414 code for a protein of 108 amino acids. The record is from RefSeq and is a predicted model, not a curated record. The transcript is spliced from 5 exons. Gene Ontology annotation, molecular function: peptidyl-prolyl cis-trans isomerase activity. NCBI's taxonomy places the organism in Eukaryota, Metazoa, Chordata, Lepidosauria, Squamata, Rhineuridae.